Molecule: messenger RNA, 774 nt
Organism: Didymosphaeria variabile
Lineage: Eukaryota; Fungi; Ascomycota; Dothideomycetes; Pleosporales; Didymosphaeriaceae
Exons: 2
Coding region: 1-774 (257 amino acids)
Source: RefSeq, a predicted model, not a curated record
AUGCUGACCCCUUCUGUAUCUUCACCUCCACCACCCCCCAAAGUCCACAAUAUACAACACAUUCUAGAUGAGGCAGCACAGAAACCCCGCAAGCAUCUCGGGAGUCAGCUCUAUGCAACUACGACCGAGUUGCCCAAGCCUAAUUCAUUCCUGGACGAUCAAUUCGGCUAUGCGUCGAAGCCGAAAAAACUUCCCCGCUUCUCAAUCAAUCCCAUCAAUUGCACAUACACCAUCAGAGUACCUCGCUUUUACCUGAAGCCGCGGCAGAGACAACAAAUUGUACUACAGCGCCAUUUGUGGGGAGCGCGUGUCUACAGCGAUGAUUCGGAUCCGAUAGCUGCUGCGAUACACUCUGGAUGGAUUCGGGGCGAGUGGGACGAAACGGUGGACGUGAAGAUGUUGGACCCUCGGCUGUCGCAGGCCAACGAUCCGAGCGACGCCCAAGAUAGUCUGGAAAAGCUUCCGGUAGCUCCUGUCAUACCACCCGCUGAUAUGGAUCUGCAAAUCGAGCUUUUGAUGCUGCCCAAGCUCGAGGAAUUUGCGGGGACGACCGAAUACGGCAUUACGAGUCGCAAGAGCUCCAACCAUGACGGGCUGAGCUUCACAAUCAACAAAAUACGCUGGGUUGACGAGGGCAUGGGAAGCCGUGGACAGGAAAGGACGGCAGCAGCUUUGAAAAGACGUCUAGACGCGAGCGCCGCGCUGUUGUCGUUGAAGAGCGGCGGAGACGAAGUGUUCCGAGCCGUCAAUGGGCUGACGAAGUUGUCCGCUUGA